Molecule: messenger RNA, 2798 nt
Organism: Stegostoma tigrinum
Lineage: Eukaryota; Metazoa; Chordata; Chondrichthyes; Orectolobiformes; Stegostomatidae
Gene: gsap
Product: gamma-secretase activating protein
Exons: 31
Coding region: 212-2785 (857 amino acids)
Biological process (GO): positive regulation of amyloid-beta formation
Cellular component (GO): trans-Golgi network
Source: RefSeq, a predicted model, not a curated record
ACAGUCGCUGUGGGAGUCUGUGCAUGGCGUGAAGGGGACGUUCAGAGGAAUUCCUGGUGUAUUUUGAAGGGAGGAGCAGCGGAUCUGUGAUGUUUGGAUGGCGCUGGAUUGCUGGUAUUUAUGUGAUUAAGAGAUUCCUCUCCCAAAGUUUCCAAUUGGGGCAGUGGACGAACAUUUACUUAUAAAGAGGGUCGGAGGAAGCGUAUUGACAAUGUUGAUAUUAACCCCUUAUUUUGAUAUUGAGGAUGACGUUAUUCCUUGGCUUUUGAAGUGCAGACUGACCCCACUGGAUGAAAAUGAUUUAUGUACGAGGCCCUCGAGGAAGGAGUUACAAGUUGUCAAUGUUGAAAAGAAUGGUAGUGUCCUGUACACCUGGAAGGGUAUGAAGGGAACCACUUGUAUUGGCGCAUAUGAUCCUCACAACAAGCAAAACAAGCUGCUAUAUGUUUUUGACAAGGAAGUACCUGUGAUUAGUUGCUCUGUCAACAUGGAAAAAACAUUGUUGGCCGUAAGUUUUCUACAGUUUACACGAAGAGAUUUACCAUUCGAAACAUUAAGACCAGUAUCCAGGUGUUUAACCUUGUUGCUUGAAAUUCAACCAGUAAAUAGUACGAAAGUCUUAAAAGCUGUUGACUCCCAUGUGAGAGUUCAGUUUGUCUAUCCCACUUCAGAUGCAAAGCCAUUUCCUGAAAACCACCUGCUGGUAAUUUCUGAGGAUGGAUACAUUGAGCAUAUUCUCAUACCAGUGGUUAUUGAAGAAGAUUACAAAGUGACAGUUCACAAUCCAGAUCGACUUCACAAAGAUAUUGUUGCUGAAGAUAUUUUGUGGGCACAGUGGGAUACACAAGGACAGAGGUUGUUCUAUACGGCUGAAAAGGAGGAAAAUGAUACACUUCUGAUGUGCAUCCAGUUUUACCCCGACAGAAACUACAAAAAGUUGCUUUCAUUUCCUCUUGGAUUCUCUUUAACAGUUAAAAAAUUAUGGCUCAUAAAUUUUGGAUACAAUAGUUUUCAACAACAAGAAGAUUCAUUGGAAUUGUUGAAUCUGCACGUUUUCACAAAUCAUACAGGUACCAUGUCAGUAUGUUACAGUCAUCCUGUACAAAAUUUGGGAGAAUUCACUUACUCAGUGAUUCUUCUGCAUUAUGGUUGGAAGAAAACCUUUAUUGUUUCUUUGGAGGAAUCUGAUCAUUGCCUUACAAGUAAACCAACUUUCAUUAACAUUGGUUAUUAUGUAGCAGUUUACAUGCCGGGAUACUUUUUACACCUCAUCAAUACACAGCAUCCUAAUUUGGCUUGUCAUAGUUUAUUUCUGUCAGGGAACGAUGCCAAAGUGAGCCCCUGGAAUCAGCAACACCAUAUAUUGUCAUUGUCUGAUUUACUGCUGGAUUGUCAGUUUGGGAAAAUGUAUAAAGCUGAUAUCGACCCAAAGUUGUUGAUGACAUUCAUGCAUGACAAUAAACUGGAUUGUCAUCAACUCGCAGCAAUGCAUUGCGCAGUCUUGUAUCUCCAGAACAACUCAGAAACAGAAGCACAGAUUAUUCACUGGAUGUGUGGAUUGCCUGUUUCUGGCUCUAUUGAUCUUAUCCAGGAGUUCAUCUGUGGUACUUUGUACAAGAAAGCAAUCUCAGAGGCAAACAUUGUGGACAAACUGCUACCAUACUCAUCCUUAGUUAACUGGGAUGGGGAAAUUCCAGGAGUGACCUGCAGUACAGAAAUUAUUUCUCUGUCCGUUUUUAAGGAUACGAUUCAGAAUCUUAAGGGGUUUUGGGCAGAGCUAAACAGGAAUGUGGAAUUUGUGAAGAAUUUAGAAUGUUUUCAUAAUCCAUGGCACAAUAAUAGCUUAAGAAGAUUCAAAGCACAACUGUAUUCAGAAAUGAAAGUGGCUGAAAAGGCAAACCAACACUACAGAAAUAUUUUAGAAAAUGCCAAAACGAUACUUUCAAAAGUGGAUACAUGUUCCUCAGAGCAGAAAGCUGUUCCAUUAUUUCAGGAAGAAGAUGGCCACCAGAUGGUGCUGAUAGGACUGAUGGUUGAGAAACUGAAGGAAUACCUUAUGAAAUAUCUUCAUCAUAUAGGAAAGAAGAAGAUUGACAUGAUAGUUAACAACUAUGCUGUGAACUUGCUUGAAUGCAUCUGGCAGAUUAUAGACAAGAUAUGGAAAAAGUACAACCUCAACACUCACGUCCUGUGCUUGUCCAACAGAGAGAAAGUAAAUUCUGCAGAGUUUGUUGUAUUCCGCAUGAUGGCUCGUGUUUUGGAAGCUGCUGAAGGACUUGUUUUGCCUCUACCGCCAGGUUAUCAUACAGUUCACAUAACCCUUGGUGCACAAUGCCUGCCUUUAUACACUUUGCUGCAUUACAUCGAUCUUGGAGUGUUGCAUCCAACGGAACGUUUUGUUACCAAGCUGUUUGAAGAACUUGAUAAUUCUGAGGUGAACGAAAGAUUCAAGUUUAGCAUUGUGACAAGAAUUCCAGAGACAAUUGGACGGAAGAUAUGUCACCUCUGGGAUCAUCCAGUCUGUUCAUCCUGUUUUGCAAGGAUCCAUGUGAAAACACUCCUUACUGAACUUUACACCCAUCAGAAAUCAAGAGAUUUUUCCAUAAGAGAGCAGGCUCCAUUUGAGUCUGAAUUUUUGCCACUGACUUACCUAACCAGGGUCUUAACAGAGGUAGAGGAACAAGCAUUAAAUCGGUUAGAAGAGUCCGAAAAUGUGGAUGCAAAAUUUGUGGAAGAAAUAGCACUGAAGCAGACAUUAACAUUCCUGGGUCUUGAAAAUAAGUAGAAAUGUCAAGGAU